Effrenium voratum is the source of this 1032-nucleotide messenger RNA. NCBI's taxonomy places the organism in Eukaryota, Dinophyceae, Suessiales, Symbiodiniaceae. The record is from the annotation of a GenBank genome assembly.
AUGACAAAUUGGGGACUUAAUCGCCGGCAUCUUCUUCAGGGCUUCGGCGCGGCCGCCGGUCUGGCGACAACAGGUACAUUCUUUUCGAUCGAACCGGCAAAGGCUGCUGACUUCAAGAUCAAGAUGCAGCUCGGCUGGCUUGCCUCGAACGGCAUCCUUGGCGAGGUCAUGGCCGACAAGCUCGGCUACUUUGCCGACGAAGGCCUGGAGUUGGAGAUUAUUCCGGGCGGACCGAAUAUCGACGGCGUGGCGUCGGUUGCAUCGGGCGCAAACAAUUUCGGUUCGAUUUCAUCGUCACCUUCACUGAUGCUGGCGAGAUCCGCAGGUCUGCCGAUCAAAUGUGUUGCAGCCGGUUAUCAGCAGCAUCCGUUCACCUACUUUUCCAUGGAAAGCAAUCCGGUACGCAAACCGGAGGAUCUGAUCGGCAAGAAAGUCGCCACACAGGGCACAGCCAGAAUUCUGCUUCGCGCACUUCUGGCCAAGAACGGCAUCGAAGAGGACCAGGUCGAAGUAUCGGUCAUGGGUGGUGACAUGGCACCGUUGAAGGUUGGUCAGGUCGAUGUGGCAACAGGCUGGCAGACCAAUGUCGGUGCGCUGUCCGUUCUCGGGGACGAGCGGGUCGACAUGAAACUCUGGGACGCCGGAAUACAGCUCUAUGCCAAUCCCUACUACACGACGGACGACGUUCUUCAGGAACAUAGCGACAAGGUAAUCGGUGCGAUCCGCGCGAUAUCCAAGGGCUGGGGUGCCGUCUACGAAAACCCGACCGCCGGUGUCGACGCACUGGUCGAACGAUACCCGAACCUCGACAAGGACAGUGAAAUGAAAGCUGUCGACCUGGUUCUGGGCUUCUCGUUCAACGACAAGACCAAGGCCGGUGGCUGGGGCAUCAUGACCACGGAGAACUGGCAGGAGCAGAUCGACACCUAUAACAGCCUUGAACAGUUCACCGGUGGAGCGCCGAAGGUCUCCGACAUCAUGACGCUGGACAUUCUCGAGGCGACCAAAGAUGCCCGUCCAACGUUUGGCUGA